AAAAGGCGACGCAAAUUGGACAACAGCAUCACAUCUUCUCCGCCACUUGGCCGCGUAUCAGUUCAGACAGAGUGACUUCGGAGUGCAUAGUCAUCAUGCAGCUGAAGAAGUGGUUUGGCCUGGCCCUCGUCGCUGUCUUGUUAGAGGUCGCUAUGCCGACCAUCCUGCUGACAAGUACAGCAGCGACUGCCACUGCCCUCACCAUCACUGUGAGCAACGCUGCCCUGGCAGCCGUCGGAGGCGCAGCCGUUCUCUUGGGUCUAGCUGGUCUCCUGAAAACUGCCGGCCGCGGUAGGGGGAGACGUUCUGAGCCCACUACCUCCUUCACCUCCGACGCUGUCGACAUCCUCUUCGCCGCCGCCGGCUCUCUUGACCAGGAGUCCAAUUGCGGCCUCCGACUAGUCUGCGAGUUGGCCGCCUCUCCUGAGGGCCAGCUCUCUGCGGACGAGAUGCUCAUCCUGUCUCUCUUCGGCUCUGAGCUCCAACUUCAGCCUGACCAGACUACCAGUCCAGUGACCCCUUUCCAGCUAGCAGCCUUCCUGGGUCGACAGUCAGGCAACGCACAGGCUUGUGCAACUGCCUAUUCCAAAUGCAAGCACAACGCUAAAGAGAUCAUGGACAUCUUGAGGAAAAAUCAGGCCUAAAUUCUAUUCCCUCUCUUCCAUUCCAAUGCAGCCUCAUUCAGUCUUAUUUUCCUUCAACUUUCCAGAUUACUAUUCCUCUGAGUUGUGUAAUUGCAGCGCAAAAUUAACUCCAAGUCUAGCAUCGAGAAAGUUCAAAAUUGAUGUUAAUACGAUUCUACAUAUUUUGUCCAUCAGUACUUCAGUUAUAAUACUAUUAACUCUGGUCAGUGUUGGAGUUCCUUUCAUAUGUCUCUCUUUUUUCUAUUUCUGUUUUUUCAAAAUCCAUCUUACUAUUUGCUCUAGUCAAAAUAUAUGAUGGCAGUUUGGGACGCCAAGUGCGAGAAGUGUGACUUUCUUCUUUUGACUGUAUUCAGAAUAAACGAACUUUUAGAAAACAAUAAA
Molecule: messenger RNA, 1025 nt
Organism: Macrobrachium nipponense
Lineage: Eukaryota; Metazoa; Arthropoda; Malacostraca; Decapoda; Palaemonidae
Exons: 2
Coding region: 96-644 (182 amino acids)
Source: RefSeq, a predicted model, not a curated record